Ziziphus jujuba (common jujube) is the source of this 1032-nucleotide messenger RNA. Its product is annotated as 23 kDa jasmonate-induced protein-like. Bases 120 to 758 code for a protein of 212 amino acids. The record is from RefSeq and is a predicted model, not a curated record. Lineage: Eukaryota; Viridiplantae; Streptophyta; Magnoliopsida; Rosales; Rhamnaceae. The transcript has 2 exons.
GUCACCAUAUAUGUACAUAUAUGUGACUCCGCUGGCAUUGCAACUCCAUCACAAGCCACUCAUACUUGAAGCUUGUAAGGAUUUUGUAGGUGAUCAUACCUCAAAGCUAUAGAUCAAUAAUGGGGUCUAAUGUGUUCGGCAAUCCAAUCACAACUAAAACGCUAGAGCAAAUGCCUGAAUACAUAGGCAAGAAAAUUACACGAACAGACAGAGCUCAUGUCGCCAUGAACAUGAAAAACGCAGAGGGUAAAGACGUCAAAGCCCGUGAGUUUGUCGAAGAUCUGAAAGAGAAAUGGGGCAAUGGAGUCUCUACCCUCUGCGUAAUUUACAACGCCACGGGAGACACUAUCAGACACGUUGGUAGUAAUGAUUGGUACGGACACAUCGGGGAUUCUCCGUACCCAAGUGAAAUUGCCAACGGCCAAUGGGGUGCGUUCCUCCACGUCAAAACAUCCGGUGCGUCCAGUGGAUCGGUCGCGGCCACCGUGUAUCGCGGUUUGAAUGAGGCCGGACAGGUCUGCGAUUGGAUGCUUUCGUGGUAUAAUCCAUGGAGCCGAUUGUUCGAUGAUAACCAGGCUUAUACGGAGAUCCGUGAAGGUCACCACUACGAGGAAGAUCAUUGGGAUUAUAUUUAUAACAUAUUAAAGAAUAAAGGACUGUCCUAUACUGAUAACUGGAAUGGGUGCAUUUCAUCUGUGUCCACUGGUAGUAGCACUUCACCAAUAUUUGAGGGAGUAAUGAAGUUAGUUGGUGCCUGAUCGGCAUUUCCCAGAUCGGCAUUUCCCAAAAAUUAGCAAACCUUAAUUGUUUGUGGACAAGGAUAAUUGAGGCUUCUGAGGCAGUCAUUACGUUCUUCGCUCUGUGUUUCCCAAUAAUGUGUUCUAAUGUUUGCUAUGAAAGUAUGUUUUGUAAUAAUGUUAUGAAAGAGAGCUUCUUUCUAGCUCCCAGCAGUCAGAAUGGGAAAGUUGUACUGUUAUCUUAAAGAUGUCGCUCACGCGCCAUAUGAAUAAAAUUUCUUUGGCUUCUAAUUAA